Molecule: messenger RNA, 2742 nt
Organism: Funneliformis mosseae
Lineage: Eukaryota; Fungi; Glomeromycota; Glomeromycetes; Glomerales; Glomeraceae
Source: the annotation of a GenBank genome assembly
AUGACUAUAUUCAAAAAUCGGAAGACAUUUUUUGUAUCUUUAUGUUUGCUACUUUUCUUUAAUGGUAUCGGUUUAUUAUGGAAAAAACGAAUAUCUGAAAAGAAUAGCAGCUUGAGCCCUGGGUUCGGUAUCAAAAAUAGAUUUCGAAAGACGGUGGAUUUUUCAAUUUGGAAAGGCAACAUACUGGAACCAACGACUGCCGUACUGUCUGUUGGGGCGAAUUCCACUUUUAUUAAAAAUAGUGAUACUAGAACAAGUUUCAAUAAUGAGUGUGAUAAUAUAUAUAGUCAUCCAGAUAAAUGCGAUUUUGUUCGAAAACAUUGUCGAGAUUAUUCUUCUGGUUUAAUCGAUUAUUUACAAUUCUACUUUUGUAAUUCACCAAAAUGGCAUUACGUGUAUUUAAUGACAUUGUUUUUGUGGUUGUUAUUCUUGUUCGGAUUUAUUGGUCUUGCCGCUUCUGAAUUCUUUUGUCCUAAUUUAAGUACAAUUGCAUCAAAAUUGAAACUAUCCGAAAGUAUGGCGGGCGUGACUUUCUUAGCCUUUGGAAACGGAUCACCUGACUUGUUUAGUACUUUUAGUGCAAUAAGCCUUGGAUCUGGUUCGUUAGCCAUAGGUGAACUUAUCGGUGCAGCCAGCUUUAUAACUUCGGUUGUUGCAGGAUCCAUGGCUGUUGUGUCACCUUUCCGCGUUACAAAGGCACCCUUUCUUCGUGAUGUUAUUUUCUUCCUGGUGGCAAUUAGUUUUGUACUUACUAUAAUCUCGGAUGGAAAAAUUCAUCUAUGGGAAAGCAUAACCUUGGUACUGUUCUAUUUAACUUACGUUAGCGUGGUUGUUAUAGGAACUUGGUGGGUAAAGGAUCAAAAAAGACGUAUAUGGCAGGAACAAAAAGCAAGAGAUGAAUAUACCCCAACAUCGUUAAACAAUGGUGAUACAGAGAAUUUGGAAGAACAAACUGAAGAAGAAUUCGAAAAUCAAGAUGCAUAUGGAUACGAUACAUACGUCGAAACGGAUUUGUUAUUAUCAGAAGGUGAAAGAAUUCCUGAUUAUACAGGUCGUAAUGCAUCACCAAUUUCGAUGACGCCUUUAACAAAUUCAGAACCACGUGAAUAUUUUCUCUCUCCUAACGAUUUGCCUAUACGACCAAUUCAUCGUAGAAUGAGACCUUCGUUUUUUGGAGCGAUCGAGUUUAGGGAUGUCGUUAAUUCUCUUAAAUUAGAUAGUAGCGCGAGAGCCCUGGAUAUAUUUGGUCGGAGUCAUUCAACAGAUUUUUACAAUAGUCGUUCAGACAGUCCACGAAGCAGGACAAUGUCAUUUAAUAGACCAAUAUUCGGUUCUCGCAAAAGAUCUUGGGCCAGUGAUGGAGGUGGGAUAAUUACAAUUCCCGAGUCACCUAUUAUGAACUCCAAUAGCCUUAAUGGUAGUGGUCAUAGCAGUGGAUCGAGAUCAUUAACUCAACCUCCUUUGUCGAAACAAAAACUUGGAGACGCAUUAACUAUACCGCGUCUAAUGUUGAUACCUCCAACUCCAGAUCAUGGACCAGAUUCACCUGAUAAGGGAUCAUCAUCUCGUUCUAGUCCUUUACCAUUAACGCUGGAGACUUCAAAUUUUAUACUUGAUGGUUUAUUACAUUCAUCUCCUGGAAACUCUCCCUUACACUCUCCCAGCUUAUCCUCUCCAUCACCGCCCGUCAUUUCUUGUUGGGAUAAAAUUCAAGUAAUUUUAUUCCCGACUUUGGAAGGAUUCUCUCAAAAAUCAUAUAUCGCAAAACUUAUUACUUUAAUGGCGACACCGGCAAAUUUGUUACUAACACUCACCCUACCUGUUGUAGAAUCGGAUGAAGUAGAUUUUAAUGAGGUUGAAAAGGAAAGUUGUUUACGUCCACAAUUGGCCAUUGUGAUAGAUGACGACCCGGAUAUGGUCAUUGUUGAAAGUCCUGAUGAAGACUGCAAGGAAACUAGGUGGAAUCGAUGGCUGACUGCUGCUCAGUUUGUGUUUUCACCUUUAUUCGUCUCUUCCGUUUUAUUUUUUGGAGAUAAUUCGUCAAUUAUUUUAUAUUCUUUUCUCGGAGGUACUGUAGCAGCUACAGCAUGUAUUAUAUUUACGCAUGAUGAUAAACCACCAAGAUUCUAUUCAUUACUAUGUUUUAUGGGAUUCGGUGUCGGUAUGGUUUGGAUUUUCCUUGUAGCAAACGAAGUUGUAGGUUUGCUUCAGGCUAUAGGGCUGAUAAUGGGAUUAAGUGACGCUAUACUCGGGUUGACCAUUUUUGCAAUGGGUAAUAGUCUCGGUGACUUUGUUGCCAAUAUUACUAUUGCCCGAAUGGGAUUUCCAAUGAUGGCAAUGAGCGCAUGUUUCGGUGGUCCCAUGUUAAAUAUCCUUCUUGGGAUUGGUAUUGCCGGAACAUAUACGACAAUACAAUCUGGAGAACCUGUUUAUAUAGAAAUAGAUCCUACAUUAUUUAUUUCAUCGAUCGGAUUAUUAUUGACAUUAUUUUCUGCUCUGUUUUAUUUACCACGAAACGAUUUUCGUAUGACUCGCGGUUCAGAAACAUCUGAUACACCUGAUACAACUAAUAAUGAUCUUCCGAUUCCUGAUCCUAAGCAGAAAGGAAAAGAAAUUGAUAAAAAUGAAGUUCCUGUUCCAAAAGGUAAAUUAUCAAUACAAGAAAGAAAUCAAGAAGAAAACCCAAUCGGUUCAGACUGUCAUCUCGUUGGAUCCCAAAAAAAUAUACGUAUGGAGCACUAG